Molecule: messenger RNA, 1609 nt
Organism: Pungitius pungitius (ninespine stickleback)
Lineage: Eukaryota; Metazoa; Chordata; Actinopteri; Perciformes; Gasterosteidae
Product: mucin-3A
Exons: 9
Coding region: 30-1409 (459 amino acids)
Source: RefSeq, a predicted model, not a curated record
CCUUGACCAACGAACAGAGUACAACCAGUAUGACUGGGACACCUACAGGAGAAACAGAUCCAACCAUGUCAACCUCAGUACUCACCUCGAAUGGAGGAAGCAGCAGCACCAAAAUGGAUCAUUCCAAAACAACAAUCAAUCCCACCAUGAAUACAAAGAUCUCAGCAAAUUCAAUGUCUUCAUCAAUCAGGCCGAAUACUGAAAUAUCUCAAACAUCAACUCAACACAAAACUGAAAGUUUAUCUUCAAGUACAACCUCAAGUCACACAUCAAUGACUAACCAGGAAACAUCGACAACAAUGGCUACUUUAUCGACACAGCAACAAUCUAGAUCUUCGACAUUGGCAAAAAUCACAGGCAAUACUGAAUCAAUCCCGUCUUUAAAUGCUUCCGAUCUAACCACCCCAAACAAAUUUACUACAUCUGCCAUCAUUCUGUCAUCAAACCCAACUGUGAUGACUCCUCGGUGUAAAGGAUGUGUUUGUGUCAAGGGUACUUGUAAUUUCAACCAGACACUUAAAAGAUGUCACUGCGACUGUAAAUCAGGUUUUUUUGGAGAAUCAUGUUCCGUUGGAAGUGAUGACAUCCCUGCCUAUAUCGAUACCGGAGCACUACCAACUCGAAAAGCAAACCUUACAUUGAAAAUCAACAUACAUUUUUUGGAGGCUUACAACAAUCUAAGCUCACCACAAUCACUAGUAUUUAUCACAUCAUUAGAGCAUGAGCUUAAAGCUUUAUGCAAAGAAGCAGAUCCUAAUUCCUUUAAAAAAGUACAAGUCAUCAAGUUAUCCCCAGGAAGUGUUGUUGCAGAUAGUGUGGCGGAGUACAUCUAUCAAAACAAUGAAACCCAAAUCCAGUUUGUCAACACUCAGCUUGAUGGUGUUUUGACCGAUAUCUUGAAAAACACAAGUAAUCUCAGUAGGAUUUCUCAAGCAUUUAACAAUACCGAUGUGCUUUUAAAUGAACUCACCUUUCAGGCACCUACAAUUAAAAAUAUCAGCGAUCUGAAGUUUUUAGUAAACUGUUCACAGUGGACAAAUUAUUUUGCUGAGAUUGUAGAAGGUACACUUCAGUGUACUGGACCUUGCAAAGGGAACCCUGACUACUGUCAUCAGCAUGGAACAUGCAUUAAUGACAUUCAGAAAGGUGGAAUAUGUAGGUGCUAUAAGUCCAACCUUAAGCAGUUUUACGAAAAGUGUCAGUUCUUCCAUUGGGGUCCAGGUUUCUACGGUGCCCUUUUCGUCCCAUUGGCAGCACUCCUGCUUAUUAUCAUUACCAUUUCCGUUGUCCAUUUCAGAAAGAGAAAUACAGGCACUUGGAAAAUGAGCGACUACUAUGACACAAGACUUUCUGAUUGUGAAGUAGAUUUAUUUCACUUCUCUGCUAGAGAUCACACCUUAGGAUUUUAAGACUCUUACACAUCAGUAACCAAUUUGGACAACCAAUUGCAGGAAACAACAAAUCGUCCAGAGGCUUGGAAUAUCAACUCAUGAAUCUUAUAUUAUAUACUAGUAAUUUGUUUUCGUGAUUGAUCAGACUGUAUCUACUUAAAUUCUAGUUAAUCGUGCUAUAUAUAUAAAAAUGAACUUGUUGCAAUGGACUCCAGUUA